Molecule: messenger RNA, 1573 nt
Organism: Melanotaenia boesemani (Boeseman's rainbowfish)
Lineage: Eukaryota; Metazoa; Chordata; Actinopteri; Atheriniformes; Melanotaeniidae
Exons: 5
Coding region: 409-1470 (353 amino acids)
Source: RefSeq, a predicted model, not a curated record
UUGACAUUUGGGUGUGUGAAGCUGUCUUACUUGUUUUGUGAUGAAAUUUGUGCCAUAGCGUCUUGAUUUGUGGGGAAAACUGACAAGAGUUUUUAUUGCCGGUGUUGUAGAAAGAUGUUAAUAAUUUGUAUUGUGAUAGAGGUUUCAGUGGACAGGAAUGCGACCUAAUUGAAAAUCUGCUUUGGGCUGUGUAAGAAGUCCCUAUUUUCUGGUGGACCAACAGAUACAUCUGACUGCAAGCUUUCACUAAUCUGCCUGACUUUCUGAUGUUUGGGUCACAUGUUAAAUCCAACCUGCACAAGUCUGCUUCAGUUAAAAACAAACAAAAAAAAACUGCACUAAAGACUUAGAAUCCUCCCUGAAAUUACUUUGCUGCGGCAUCCUCUUUCCAACUCCAGCCCUCCCAUAAUGGAGGAAAAGGAAACCCGGACACCAUCCCCAAACAUCAUCCUUCGCUGUGACAAUGAUUUUUUGAACUCACAAAAAUCUGCAUGGGAUUCCUCUUCUGAUGGAGAAGAGGUAGCAGAGAAACGGAAAGUUCCUGAUGUCCAUAAAGAUGACUUAGCAUCCAGACGAGUUCAUCCCGGCCCCAUUGUUCCCAAAGUGCAUCAGUUCGUCCCUCCUCCUGUGUGUACCAGUAAAGACAGGGAACGCUGGGAGGGCAUCAGACGAGCCUCACAACAAACACAGCAAGAGAAAGAGAUCAGUGAGAAGGAAGCAGACCCUGACAUCAUUACUCGCAGAGACAACCCCUUCCUAAAGGAAGAGGAGGAUGAGGGAGAAGAGGGAAGGGUUAAGGCAGUGCCUAAUAAGCAGAGGGAUGACCUGGCUCUUAGGCGGGCUCAGAGUAAACCUCUGCCUCACAAGGGCGGACCAAUGAGCUUUGUUUCUUCCUCCAUGAGCCAGGCAGAUAUGCAGAAGUGGGAGAGACUCAAGAUAACCGAACCCAGCCAUGUGGAUGCUGACCCUAAUCAAACUGCCCCUGCCUUUGCGGACCCCCAACCCUGGACCACCCUAUCCACUCCUACUGCUGCUGAGUUAGAUGCUCAACUUGCUCAAUAUGAAGAGAGAAUAGAAUGUGCGGAUGAAGAAGAAGAGGAGCUAAUCCCAGAUCUUCAAAAAGAUGACAUGAUGGCAAGAAGGACAGGAGUUUUCCAUAAACAAAGUGCAGCUACGGUGAAUUACAACCGUUUCCUGCCUCUGCCAGGCUCUAAGCGCUACACACAAGAUGAGUUUUGCACUGAUGCUGCUCCGUGCAACAAAAAGAAAGUGCAGACAAGCAGGGCAAAGAAACAGAGCACCAGAGUGGACCAUCUGCAGCCCAGUGAUUCCACGGAAACACCUCAACAACGAGUUGAGCCAACAGUGGUCAGAGCAACGUCUUAUAUCGAAGCAGUAUUGUUACCGUGGCAGCAGAACAACAGGCCUCGCCCUCCAAAGCCCCAACCAGCCCCAUAUGUCCCGGGCUGAAGGAGAGGAAAGAAGAUGCAAAACAAGAAAAGAGAGUCAUGACGAUAGUCUCUGACACCAGUGUCAGCAAUUUGACUGAACCUCCCUCCUCUCCGAAAUUCAA